AUGUCUACCGAGAGCAAAGAAGACGUCGUCGUUCUCUACGACAUUCCCUCCCGAGAGCCCUGCAGUGCUUGGUCGUUGAACCCAUGGAAGACGCGCCUUGUUCUCAACUACAAGAACAUCCCCUACCGCACCGAAUGGGUCGAGUAUCCAGACCUAGCUCCAACGCUUUCGAAGCUGGUUCCCAAGCGAGAGAGUGCGACGCAUUCUACUGAGGAGUUCACGAGCCCUACUAUCACGCUUCCCGACGGCACAGCAAUAAUGGACUCCCUCGCCAUCGCCAAAGCCCUCGAACAGCUCCAACCCAAACCGUCCCUUCAACUCGACUCGCCUCUACUCGACAAAGUCACCACUCUGAUCUUUCAGAUCCGCACAGCCCUUGUCCCAAUCUUCAUGCCCCUCGUCCAUAAACUCCUCCUUCCAGAACGCUCCGCAGAGUAUUUCCGCCGCACGCGCGAACAGCGCACCGGCCGCACGCUGGAGGAAAUCUACAACGACCCCGAAACCGGUGGGGCUAAAGCCUGGGAAAAGGGGGAGAAGGACGGCUUGAGAGAGCUUGGCGAGCUUUAUAAGCGAGCAAAGAAGGAGAAUGGUGGACCAUUCUUGGAAGGAAAGGAGCCUGGGUUCGCGGAUUUUGUGGUCGCGGGACAGAUGAGGAUGUUUGAGCGACUUGGUCACCUCGAGGACUAUAUUAAGGGGAGUGGGAAGGAGGUGGGGGAGAUGUAUGAGCGUGUCGGCCGUGGUUGGAAAGGGAUGAUCAUUGAAUUGAUUGAGCUCUGUCUUUGCGCUGAGCUUUGA
This is a messenger RNA of Cyphellophora attinorum, 795 nucleotides long. RefSeq lists its product as uncharacterized. The transcript is spliced from 3 exons. Lineage: Eukaryota; Fungi; Ascomycota; Eurotiomycetes; Chaetothyriales; Cyphellophoraceae. The coding region runs from base 1 to 795 and encodes 264 amino acids. The record is from RefSeq and is a predicted model, not a curated record.